AUGAAGCUCCCCUUCGCUAACUUGGCCGGCUUUGUAACAGACAAGCACCCGAUUGAGAUUCAAGGUCAUUCGGGAAAGACUCUGAACGACUACUUCGAGGAGCCGAGCGGUCCCACGCCCUAUCUCGGCUCAACGGUCCCCGGAUUCCCCAACUUCAUGCUCAUACAAGGCCCGAAUACUAUCACAGGUCAUGCUUCCGUCGUCUUCAGCGAGGAGUGCCAGUUCAACUACGCCACUCAACUCUUCAAGCCUAUUCUCCGGAGAGGUUGA
Peniophora sp. CBMAI 1063 is the source of this 270-nucleotide messenger RNA. NCBI's taxonomy places the organism in Eukaryota, Fungi, Basidiomycota, Agaricomycetes, Russulales, Peniophoraceae. The record is from the annotation of a GenBank genome assembly.